Messenger RNA from Daucus carota subsp. sativus, 871 nucleotides. RefSeq lists its product as uncharacterized. The transcript has 4 exons. The coding region runs from base 174 to 653 and encodes 159 amino acids. The record is from RefSeq and is a predicted model, not a curated record. Gene Ontology annotation, molecular function: SNARE binding. Gene Ontology annotation, biological process: intracellular protein transport; lysosome localization; regulation of synaptic vesicle exocytosis. Gene Ontology annotation, cellular component: BLOC-1 complex; synaptic vesicle; BORC complex. Lineage: Eukaryota; Viridiplantae; Streptophyta; Magnoliopsida; Apiales; Apiaceae.
AUCAGAGUAAAAGCAGGUUCGGCCACGCCAGUCCGCGGAUUGGCCAUCCCAAACACCCCCUCACCCCGUCGCAACCCGCUCCACAAGAAACCAGCCCCUACCAAGAAAAUUUAAAUCCAUAGCCCUUUGCACAAAUAAACAUCGGUUAUAUUACAACCUACAAAUCGAUAAGCAUGUCGGACGAAGAGGAGCCCUCAGUGAGCCUGGACUCAAAAUCAAAAGAAGAAGAAGAAGAUAGUGCAAACAAUAGCAAUGCCGCGAAUCUCGAACCAACUUCUAAUCAACCGCUUCAAUCCACAGUUGCCAGUGGCGAUAACAGCGUAUCAGAGUCUGACCUAGCAAAGGGGCUUGCUUCAAUUAUAUCAACCGUAAUUACCGAUUUUGAUUCCAGAGCUGAAGAGACUAUUCGUAGUCAAAAUCAACUCUCCUUCUCCAUCGAUCGUCUUACUGGAGAACUUGAUCAGCUUCUCGAAGAUGCACCUUUGCCUUUUAUCAUGCAACAUGCUGCCAAGAUAUCUGGAGUUAGAAAAAGAGUUUCUUCUCUUAAUUCAGUGUUGAAAUCUGUACAACGACGUCUCGACAAUAUAGACCGAACGCUGUCUGCUGGCUUGUCACAUGGGAAGGCCACUACUGGAAAUUCUGAGCAUCAUUAGAUUAUUUGUAUAGUACUUCAUAGUCUUGCGGAAGCAACAUGUUCAUCACUAAAGUUGUAGAAACAACAAACAAGAUGUUUGGAAAUUAACGCUCUUUGCCUGUUAAGGAUGGAGGUUUGCCUUUAUUCCUACAUCUGUGUAGUUGUGUAUUUGUGCUAUCAAGAAGUUGGCUAUUGAUUUGCAGAAUAUGAAAUUGAAUAAAACAAUUGUUAGUAUAA